Rhopalosiphum padi (bird cherry-oat aphid) is the source of this 1170-nucleotide messenger RNA. RefSeq lists its product as uncharacterized. Lineage: Eukaryota; Metazoa; Arthropoda; Insecta; Hemiptera; Aphididae. The coding region runs from base 1 to 927 and encodes 308 amino acids. The record is from RefSeq and is a predicted model, not a curated record. The transcript has a single exon.
AUGAUGUCUAUAAUUCAUACACGUCAUCAAGCAGAGUUCGAGCUACGCCUGAAACUUAUUCAACCGGCUUUGGAUCGCGUUAAGUUAAUGCUGCGUCAUGGUCAAAAGCAGAAGAGACUGGUAAAUAGUCAGAUUUACGUGUCCGGAGAAUGCGCGGCAUGGCUAGUCGGUCGCGCCGAAAGAUUUAAUGUCAUUGACAUUUUUGCCAUGGGAUAUACACUAGACGAUUUUACUUUCCCUUCCAACGAGACAAACGAAGAGAUGACGGAAUUCUAUACCGCCAAUUUUACACAGGCAAUCGAUUUCUAUACAGAUGGUACUGAUUCCAAACCGCCUAUAAAGGUAAUAUUCUCGAAUUUUGAUUUUACGGUGGUAUCAGUUUUUAUCAACCUAUUCGACACCGGAUUAAUUUUUACCAAUGAUUGUCUGUGUAAUUACUGGAGGUGCACGGUGACUAAUGACGGCUGCCUGAUACAUGGUGAGGUUGACUAUCCACAAUUGUUUGAUAUGUCAUACGAUAAAAAAACAUUAAUGGCUUUUCCAAAGUUAAGGCCUGAAAUUCGAAACUUUUUUCAUGGAAAUAUCCGCAGUCGUGAGGAGUAUAUUGCCAAAAUGUCUGUUGAACCCGGUCGUAGGAAUAAGUAUUCUAUGAGCUUGUUUCCUAACACAUUGACUACUACUAAACCUCGCGACUUGGCCAUGUCAUUUUGUGAUUAUAAAAUGUAUUGUCGGUACUGUCAGCGUCGCCAUAACUUGGCAGUCAAGUAUAUAAAUUUAUGGAGACAUAAGACAUAUGCAAUGCCACACGGUUAUGGCUAUAAAGCAGCUUUAGCGCGUUUUAAAACACAGAAAACCAUGGAUAGUUACGAUAAUGUCUGCAUUGUCAAUCUCUGUACAUGUAAAAAUAUACAAUCAGCAUCAUUAUGAGUAUUUUCAGCCAUUUUGAAGAAAACCAGACCAUCAGUGUUCAGGGAUAUAUAAAUUUAGAUUUCUGUCUGAUAUCAAUUUGUAUUGACGGUUUUUAAACUAGAUUUUUAUCAAUCUUACAGAAUACAAGACGAAAUAUAAGAUAAGGUAAACUAUAUUCCUAUAUCCUAUUAUACAAAAGAUCGAUAGAGUGGUAGGUAGGUACUUGAGAUGGUGCAUUUAAACAUGAUUUAUCCAUAUUGA